GCAAAUUCCAUUGUUGGCUUGGCUGCCCUUUCUUGAACUUCUCGAGAAUCAUUUGUCAUAUGCUCCCUGCCUUUACUUCUUUGUCCUCUUCUUACCCUCGGAAUGUAUAAAAAUGGCUAACAAGAAUAUGUCAGCCGUGAAAUUUCAACACAAACAAGAACAUAGAUUCAGUUGUUUAUUCUUAGAUUCGAUUGUGAAUAUUAUGGAAGUGAAAACUUGGAAACCCUACAAAGAGAGUGAAAUUUGUUAGGGCUCAAAUUUUUGUAUUUGAAGCGAAGCCCGUCAACGAGUGAGUUCUCACGACGUCGUCCCGUCACCAGCUCCUUGUCUCUUUGCUCUUUGUUUCAAACGAUUCCUCGAGCACAAAUGCUUCGAAACUCUCAGAAGAUCACGACCUCCAUCUCUCCAGGCAGCACUGGCAAUCAAUGGCCACAGAACCAGAUGCUACUUGAUGAUCAGAAACCCACUCUCAUGGCCUCAUCAUCAUCCGCCAACAAUAAUCACAACAACAACAACAACAAUAAAGCCAUGGAGAAAACCAAUCAAGAUCAUCAGCCUCUCAGGUGCCCUCGCUGCGAUUCCUCCAACACCAAGUUCUGUUACUACAACAACUACAGCUUGUCUCAGCCCCGCCACUUCUGUAAAGCCUGCAAACGCUACUGGACCAGAGGGGGAACUCUCCGGAACGUCCCCGUCGGCGGCGGCUGCCGGAAAAACAAGAGGGUCAAGCGCCAGGCCCCUAGCGGCGGCGCCGAUGGAGGAAUUUCGUCGUCCUCAGCCUCAGCAAACCCUAGCGUUCAAUCUUUGACAGAUCUGUCCCCGCCAUCGAGUCACAUCAACAAUCCUUUGUUCUACGGCCUUUCUACCAGUCCUCUCGAGCUCAAUUUCCCCUUUUCCGGCCUCGGAUCGGCUAGGGUUUCCAGCGCCGGAUUCGAUCUUCAGCAUCAGAUGAAUGGGCUUGGAAUAGGUGGUUUCUCGUCGGGACUCAUGGCGGCGGAGCUGCCGUCCGGCGACCAAAAAAACGGUUUCAAGCAAAUCCAGGACGUGCUCGCCGCUCCCAAUUCCCCGUUUUAUUCAUCUGCGGGUAAUCAUAAUAAUUCUCUCUUCUUCGGAUCUUCAUCGAACUUUGCAGCAGCUUCGACUUCAACAAUGGCGUCUUUGCUUGCUUCCGGGCUUCAACAACACAAAUACAAUACUGCUAACAGCGAUCAUCAUCUGAUUCCGUAUGGUGAAACUGAAGCUCAAUUAAAUGGAGAAAUGGGGAAAGAAUUGAAAAUAGGAGACAACAUCAGGUUCCCUCUUAUGAACCCUAAUCAUCAUCCGACGGCCCAGAUUAAUUCCUCCGAUUCUUCUUCUCUCGUAUGGAACACAGCUGCAAAUGUUGGUGCUUGGUUCGAUCCUUCAAACAUAGGAACGAAUAAAAAAACACAUAUCAGAAUCUCGAUUAACCAUGGUAGAACUGAUUUGGAUCGGAGUGUUCCUGUCGGCAGCAAUCAAGCACUACAUCGAUCAUCAUCGAUCAGCCUGCAAUUAUUUUUGAGUUGGGAGGCUGUCCUCAUCGUCGUUAACUCUGCGCUGAGAGGAACCUCGGAUCCUCUUCCCAUCUGCCAAAAAAGCUUUGCCAUGAGCUGCAACAUUAUCGUCUCGGAGGGCAUAAUUAAUUAGCAGAGAAGCUAAUUAAGGUUUGAUCCUUUAUGUGAAGUUUUCCAGUUCUUGGAAUAUGAUUAUGUGUAUAUAUACAUCUAUAUAGAUUAUUUAUAUCUAUCUGUUCAUGACGCUGAUUUAAUGUUUUGGCACAUUAUUUCAGUAUGUUCGUUAGGUUUUGGGGUGGGGUUUUAAUUUUUUUUUUUUUACAUAUGUUGGAUUUAAGAGACUUUCUUGGAGAAAGUGAAGAAGGGUCAGAUCAUUAGGACUGUCCUAGUGUUCUUUUUUUUUUUUUAACAUUUGUUGAUUUUGAUGCUCAGUUUAGAGGAAAGGGUUGGGUAUAUUGGUAUUGGGUAAUGGUAUACAAGAGUGGGAGAUCCUUAUUUCAAUGUAAGUUCAAAUUUCUAAAUUUAAUUGCUUUUUCAUGCUUAUAUGUAUAUGAUUUCUUUUCUUCACUCUGAUCUGAUUAAUUUCUUUAUCUAAACUUGUUGCAAUGCAAAAAACAGCAUGCAGAAAUUUUCAAAAUUCACGUAUAUGUAUGUAUAGUAUUGCAGUAGAGGGCAAUGUGAAGCUAUAUCUCAAAGUAUAGGGGCUGGAAAUGAUAUAAUUUAGAUUUCAGGGCGCGAAAAGAUACACCCUCUUGAAAUAACUCCUCGGCCCGUAAAGAAAGUGAAAGUUAUA
Andrographis paniculata is the source of this 2325-nucleotide messenger RNA. Its product is annotated as dof zinc finger protein DOF1.4-like. The transcript has 5 exons. NCBI's taxonomy places the organism in Eukaryota, Viridiplantae, Streptophyta, Magnoliopsida, Lamiales, Acanthaceae. The record is from RefSeq and is a predicted model, not a curated record. Bases 367 to 1665 code for a protein of 432 amino acids. Gene Ontology annotation, molecular function: DNA-binding transcription factor activity; DNA binding. Gene Ontology annotation, biological process: regulation of DNA-templated transcription.